AUGACUUCCUUGCUCCGAUUGAUAUCCAGAAAAGUAACAUCCAAAUCACUAAAUCAUGGUAUUUCUGGGAGAGUGGCAUCAAUUGGAUUUCUGAACCGGUUCAGCACUAAGGCCGACCAACUCAUAUCUCCAAAAAUAUCACCACCAUGGCUGAUGCUACCACCAUCCACGGAAAGUUAUAACUUCUAUAGCCUUGCGCAGAAUAAAGUUGUAAGUUUGAGCAAAGUAGAAAAAUCCGAUUAUGAUGAUUAUUCAGUGGCCUUGGGAUCCUCCCAUGGCUGGCUAGUUUUGCUUAACAAACGAAACUGCGAUUUGCUUCUCUCGAACCCCGUUUCUAAUCGUCACAUAAAGCUUCCUCCAAUCCACAGCCUGCCCAUUCCCAAAUCAGACUUGAGACGAUGUUUGGGUUGCGUCACCAAGGUCAUCAUCAAUUGCUCUCCGGAGGAUCUAAACUGCCGCGCGGUGAUGAUUUUCGGCCCGUCGAAUAGACUGGCUUUCUGCGUGCCCGGUCACAACACCUCCGGUUGGACCCCAAUCGGCGCUACUACAUACAAAGACGAAGAGGGACGUAAUAUCGCAAGGGAAUACGAGGACGUUGUUUACUCCACCACGAAACAUUUGUUCUUCGGCGUCACUAAAUCCGGCGAUUUCGAGGCUUGGGAUCUCCGUGACCCUCUCGCGCCAAAAAUGACUCUCCUUAACAAGGAAGGAAACAAUCGUGUGUACGAGAGGAGUUACGUGUGUAAAUCGGACAAAGAGCUGCACCUCAAAAUGAUGUGCGAGCCGCUACAACAUCUAGUCAUGGCCCCCACACCGAAUAACUCUGGCGGCGGCGGCGAAGAAGAACAAGUCCUCCUUGGUUUGAAUCGUUAUGUAAUGAUACAAGUAAGGCCCGACGGUUCGUAUGUCGACGACCACGAACCACGUGAUAACGGAAUUAAAUAUCCCUACAUGACUAUUGCUUUUGACGUUCACAAAUACGACGUGGACGCUGAUUCGGUUACGUACAUGGACGGUUCAUUGGACGGUCUUUCACUAUUUGUCGGUGGCAACCAUUCUUUUGCCUUGCCGGCGGCCGGUGACUACCCGGAACUGAAGCCGAACUCCAUUUACUUUACAGAUUCACUCGGACUUCAAUAUUUCAAUACAGAUAGUAAAGAGCCAUAUGGUGGCCAUGAUAUUGGCAUCUACGAUUAUCGAGACGCGACGAUCUCGCCUUGCUAUUAUCCUUGUGACGUCAAGUCUCUCGAAAAGAUUACACCACCACCUAUCUGGUUCACUCCAGCUGCUGCUAACAAUAUUAAUUAA
Erythranthe guttata (spotted monkey flower) is the source of this 1308-nucleotide messenger RNA. RefSeq lists its product as uncharacterized. The record is from RefSeq and is a predicted model, not a curated record. Lineage: Eukaryota; Viridiplantae; Streptophyta; Magnoliopsida; Lamiales; Phrymaceae.